AUGGCGCUGGAGUGGGUGGUGCUGGGCUACGCGGCGGGCGCGGAGGCGAUCAUGCUGCUGCUGCUGACGCUGCCGGGGCUCGACGGCCUGCGCCGGGGCAUGAUCUCCGUGGUGCGGAGCGCGCUCAAGCCCAUGAUGUCGGUGGUGCCCUUCUGCCUCUUCCUGCUCAUGGACAUCUACUGGAAGUACGAGACUCGCCCCACCUGCGACGACGAGCACGCCUGCACCCCCUCCGAGCACCUCCGCCACCAAAAGUCCAUCAUGAAGUCGCAGCGGAACGCGCUCCUCAUCGCCGCCGCGCUGCUCCUCUACUGGAUCCUCUUCUCCGUCACCCAGAUCGUCGUCAGGCUCGAGCAGAUGCAGCAGCGCGUCGACAAGCUCAAGAAGCGCGACGACUGA
Messenger RNA from Miscanthus lutarioriparius, 399 nucleotides. The record is from the annotation of a GenBank genome assembly. NCBI's taxonomy places the organism in Eukaryota, Viridiplantae, Streptophyta, Magnoliopsida, Poales, Poaceae.